AUGGGACAUGAUAACGGAGAUGCCAUUACAACAUGUGCAAAGACAUUUGAGAAAGUCAAGCAGGGGCAGCUUGAUACUAUUGCGUUGCAAUACAUAAACGAGCAGGAGCACGGGAAGGUAAUUGUUGUACUUGGGGAGAAAGCUAGAGUGGAGCAGUUUGCUCUGAAUCUGGAUAUUGAUUGCAUCUGGGUCCAUAGCGACUUCGAAGCCAAGGAAAAAGUGAAGAGGAUACAGAACUUAAAAAACCAGGAUAUCAAGGUGCUAGUGGGAACAAAGCUGGUUUGCGAGGGCAUUGACAUAGCCGAGGUGCGACUGGUGCUUCUUGUGGGGUACGUGCCGCCAGUGUCGACAUACAUCCAGAUGGCAGGACGUUUGAGAAAGGCGGGGAGGUGCGUGACACUCUGGAACAAACGGUCGUUACACAAAGAUUCCAUGCGUGUGCGGAACUACGCCAAGGCGAUACGCGAAUUCUACGGGUUAGAGGAGGAAGCUGGUGAGGAGAUCGGAGGUGGGGAGACCGCAGGUGAGGAGAUCGGAGGUGAGCCGAGUCUUGAUGAUGACGAAACUACAGGUGUAAUGGGUCUUGGUGAUGACGAAACUUCAGGUGGGAUAGGUUCUCGUGAUCAAGAAACUACCGGUGGUCUUGGCAUUGCUGAUGUACAGCCUGACAAUAGACCGCUAAGAGAUACAUACGACAACACAAGUCAAAUAAUGAGCUGUGAAGAUCCGACAACAGGUACAGCGGAUAAUGUUCGUGAGAACAUUUCUUCUCUUGUAUAUCAAGAAACUCUCUCCUCUGCUAGUCCUUCCGCCUCUACCGAUCCCAUCUCGACCAGCGAAACUCUUCUCUCGCCUGCCCCCUUCGCGAGCACUCCAGAAUCCCC
Messenger RNA from Lachancea nothofagi CBS 11611, 884 nucleotides. NCBI's taxonomy places the organism in Eukaryota, Fungi, Ascomycota, Saccharomycetes, Saccharomycetales, Saccharomycetaceae. The record is from the annotation of a GenBank genome assembly.